Messenger RNA from Choloepus didactylus (southern two-toed sloth), 1538 nucleotides. Its product is annotated as protein tyrosine phosphatase type IVA 1. Bases 617 to 1138 code for a protein of 173 amino acids. The transcript has a single exon. Lineage: Eukaryota; Metazoa; Chordata; Mammalia; Pilosa; Megalonychidae. Gene Ontology annotation, cellular component: nucleus. The record is from RefSeq and is a predicted model, not a curated record. Gene Ontology annotation, biological process: protein dephosphorylation. Gene Ontology annotation, molecular function: protein tyrosine/serine/threonine phosphatase activity.
GGUGCCACCGCUGACUCCGGUGCCACCGCCGACUCCAGCUCCGCCGCCGCCUCGCGACGACUACCGCCGCCCCCUGCCCUGCAGCCGCUGCCAUCGCCACCGCCUGUUUCGUCGCCGCCUCGGGACCGGCUGUAUGAUUAGGCCACAAUCUUCAAUGAGUAAACAUAUUCCUCAGUUCUGUGGUGUUCUUGGUCACACAUUUAUGGAGUUUCUGAAGGGCAGUGGAGAUUACUGCCAGGCACAGCACGACCUCUAUGCAGACAAGUGAACUGUAGAAACUUGUUACUACUCCACCAAGAAACCCCCAUAAGAGUGGUUAACCUGGACACAGAAGUGUUGAAUUGAAAUCCGCAGAGCAUUUUACAAGAGUUCUGACCUGGAUGGGGUAGACCUCAGUGCACUUCUUUUAUAUUGCCUCAGUAUUACUGGAUUGAAGAAUCGCUGCUUCUUGUUAGGAGGUUCAUUUCAUUUCCCAUUACUUCCAGCUUCAUACUCAAAGCACUGAGAAUUUCAAGUGGGGUAUAUUGAAGUAGACUUCGGUUUCUUUACAUCGUUUCUGUAUUCAAUUUUUUAAAUUCUUUCAUAACCCUUUUGAGUGUUUUUUAACUAAAUUAACAUGGCUCGAAUGAACCGCCCAGCGCCUGUGGAAGUCACAUACAAGAACAUGAGAUUUCUUAUUACACACAAUCCAACCAAUACAACCUUAAGCAAAUUUAUAGAGGAACUUAAGAAGUAUGGAGUUACCACAGUAGUAAGAGUAUGUGAAGCAACUUAUGACACUGCUCUUGUGGAGAAAGAAGGCAUCCAUGUUCUUGACUGGCCUUUUGAUGAUGGUGCACCACCAUCCAACCAGAUUGUUGAUGAUUGGUUAAGUCUUGUAAAAAUUAAGUUUCGUGAAGAACCUGGUUGCUGCAUUGCUGUUCAUUGUGUUGCAGGUCUUGGGAGAGCUCCAGUGCUUGUUGCCCUAGCACUGAUUGAAGGUGGAAUGAAAUACGAAGAUGCAGUACAGUUCAUAAGACAAAAGCGGCGUGGAGCUUUUAACAGCAAGCAACUUUUGUAUUUGGAGAAGUACCGUCCUAAAAUGCGGCUGCGCUUUAAAGACUCCAAUGGUCACAGAAACAACUGUUGCAUUCAAUAAAACUGGGGUGCCUGAUACUAUUGCCUUGGAAGUGGAACUUGAGAGAGGAAGGAUCUAAUUUGUCAUACAUAUUAGCCAACGUGUUGGUGAAUAAGUUUAAUGAAGCUUCCAUAGGAAUAUUGAAAAGCAGUUUUACCAUGCUAUGAGUUUGUCAGAAUUGCAGCCUCUAUGUUUGGGUUACAGUCAACCUAUUUGGACACUUAGCAAAAGAUCCUUGCUGGUCAGCUUUUAAAAUGGGCUUAUCAUUCGUAACAAUUGACCUUUCCUGAAAUCAUGUAGUAUUGAGUUAUAAGUCUUCCUUCAAUCUUUUCCCAUGCCAAAAUCUUAUCAAUACGUAAAAAAUUUAAAGAGAUUAGGUGCCAAAAUACCCAGCACAAUACUUGUAUUAUAUUUUUAGUAU